AUGGGACCCACAAACGGACCACCAUGUUUUCAAAAAACUAUGUCAAAUCUUCUGAAAUCGUGCCGUGACUUCACAUGUGUCUAUCUUGAUGAUAUUAUUAUAUAUUCCAAAACCCUGCAACAACAUCUUCAUCAUUUAACGCUCGUUUUUGAAAUAUUUACUAACAACAAAAUUGUUCUUAGUCCUUCUAAAUGUGAGAUAGUCGUCACCAAGGUGGAGUUUCUUGGGCAUAUCAUCACUGAAAACAGUCUUACUCCUAACAACGAAGCCAUCCAAGCCAUAAUUGAUCUUCGAGAGCCUCGUACACUAAAGGAAGCUAACAAGUUCUUAGGUGGAUUGGCUUAUUAUCGCAAAUUUGUACCUCAAUUUGCACAUAUAGCUGCUCCUAUUCACAAGGUAACCAAUUUAACAAAAGAUAAACGACAUUUAUUCCAGUGGACAGACGAACAGUCAAGAGCUUUUUUCAAUUUAAAAAACAUGCUCACCAAUGAACUCUAUCUUCAAUUUCCGGUUGAUGGCUAUCCUCUACAUUUGUGUACAGAUGCCAGCAGCAUUGCCACAGGCGGAGUAUUGUUUCAAGAAAUUAAUGGUGAGCGUCGCAAUAUUUUCUAUCACUCAAAAGUUCUCUCUCCUGUCGAGAGAAAAUAUUCUGUACCCGAGCAGGAAGCUCUGGCAAUAUUUCAGUGUCUACAACGAAUGCGCACUUAUGUUUUAGGACGAACUGUCUAUAUUCACACUGAUCAUUGUCCAAUUUGUGGACUUUUGAAAAAACCAGUAAAUAACCGACGCAUCGAACGUGUAGCUAAUCUGAUUCAAGAAUAUAAUAUUGCACAAAUGAAACAUAUUACGGGUAAAAGUAACUGUUUACCAGAUUUUCUCUCUCGACCAUUUGAUGACCCUCUCUUCGAUAUUCCUUAUGGUGUUGAAAGUAAACAGCCACUACCUUCAAUUAUUUCAUCGAUCUCCACGUCUCUGCCUUCUCCAAACUGUAUUUCACCUAUGGUUCUUCGUCCUCGUCAUAAACCACCUCCUCCUCCUUCUAACGACGACGAUGGCACCGCAAACGACGUCAUGAAAGCAGAAUUCCCAGCAGAUACAUUUCAUACCGUCGAUUCUGCUUCAUCUUCUCAAAUUAUUACUUCUCCAUCACCGAACAAUUUUAAUUGUUACGAUUUACAACAAGAACAAAACAAAGAUCCUGAUAUUCAGCAUAUCAUUACUCAGCUAAAUAACUCAAAUCACGACGUCAAUUCAUAUUCCUCCUUCAUCAUUAAGAAUCAGCUUCUUCACAAACUUAUUACAUUAUCUCCUAAUUCACAUUUGAAAACUGCAGUUCCUUAUCUUCCUACUUCAAUGAUCAAAUCACUUCUGACUUCCAUGCACGACGAUCCUUAUCAAGGUGGUCAUUUUUCGACUGAUAAAAUGUACUCAAAGCUGGUUUCUCGUUACUGGUGGCCUAAAAUGCGAGAGACUAUUCGACGAUACGUUCAAGCAUGUAUACCCUGUCAACAAUACAACUAUAGUCGUCAUAAAAAGGCUGGUCAUCUUCAUCCUAUUCCUCCCACAGAUAUUCCAUACUCGGUGAUCAGUAUGGAUUUUUGUGGUCCUUUCAUUGAGUCUCCUAGGGAGAAUAAGUUCGUUCUCGUCAUCUCCGACUUAUUUACAAGACAUGUCACUGCCAUUGCAACUCCGAAUAACACAGCAGAAUUAACGGCUAUGACACUUUAUCGAGAAAUCUUUUGUAAAUAUGGAGUCUGUUCUACCUUGAUUACUGAUCAGGGUACACAUUUCAACAAUCAUCUUAUGCGUGCUCUAACACAUCUCUUUGGUUACAAUCAUAUAUACAGUACUGCCUAUCACCCACAGACGAACGCUGUUACUGAACGUUUCAAUGCGUCAAUGAAGAUCCAAAUAUCUAAACUUGAAGACAAACACCAUAACAACUGGGACGACUACCUAGAUCCUAUUAUAUUUGCAUACAAUACUUCAAAGCAUAAGACUACACGAUUUUCACCAUUCGAACUACUCUUUGGUCGUUCUCCACAUCUACCAAUUGAUCCUCGUCCACAAUUCUACACUUUUGAUCGACCAAAUACCUGCUUUGAAAAUCUCAAAAGAAUUCUACAUGUUUAUCAUCAACAAGCUAAGAACAACAUCAUAAAACAACAAAAAUAUAAUAAAGAACGAUAUGAUAAACACCGACCUGAUCCUCAUUAUCAUAUUGGCGAUCUCGUCUUCACAAAAAUCUUCACUGCACGCGGAAAAUUAGAUCCUCGUUAUUCUUCACAACCACAUAUCAUUACCGAAAUCCAUCAUCCUACUUAUUCUGUUCUCAACGAAAAUACCGGCGUUGUCAAACAAUUUCAUGUCUCUGAUAUACGUCCAAUUAUUCCAGUCUAUGAACCUGAUUCCGAUAAUUAG
This is a messenger RNA of Rotaria sp. Silwood2, 2421 nucleotides long. NCBI's taxonomy places the organism in Eukaryota, Metazoa, Rotifera, Eurotatoria, Philodinida, Philodinidae. The record is from the annotation of a GenBank genome assembly.